This is a messenger RNA of Betta splendens (Siamese fighting fish), 4908 nucleotides long. It is a transcript of the gene fancd2, whose product is annotated as FA complementation group D2. Gene Ontology annotation, biological process: double-strand break repair involved in meiotic recombination; interstrand cross-link repair; homologous chromosome pairing at meiosis. NCBI's taxonomy places the organism in Eukaryota, Metazoa, Chordata, Actinopteri, Anabantiformes, Osphronemidae. The record is from RefSeq and is a predicted model, not a curated record. Gene Ontology annotation, molecular function: DNA polymerase binding. Gene Ontology annotation, cellular component: nucleus; condensed chromosome.
UCUUAGACCACGCCACCCAUGUCAAGAAAUUUAGGGACCCUCUAAAAUAUGUUUUAGUUGUAAUGUUGAACAGCUGUCGCUUUUGACAGUACAGUAGCGACCACAAAGACAAGAGUAAUAUAAAAUAGUCAUGGAUAAAAAUUUGAAGGAUUUAUCUGUUUUAUUUUAGACGGGCGGAUCAGUUAUUUGUAGUUACCACAGUAGUUUUUUCGAGCUAAGCUACAGAACGUGGGUCCCUAACCAUGACGGGGCGAUGACGCGGAAAGCUUAGUGGCGCGGAGAUGAUGCGUAAAAAGCGACGAUCCUCUGUGGAUAAAGGAGCAGCAGCGGCUAUAGCCACUAAGGCGAAGAAGAGCCGCAGCACUGGACGACAGCCCAAGGACGAUGCUGCAGAGCUGACCAAACAAGGCGUAUUUGCUGUGUUUCUGAGAGAUGCCGGUGUCACUUUGCAACAAGGUGGCACAUCCAACGAAAUAGCUGUUGACCAAGUGGUUUUCCAAAAACGGAUACAGCAACAGUUGCUCAAGAAUCCCACGUACCCUGGAAUUGUACAGGAAUUCAUGACUGGAUUAGAGACUCAUAUUGAGGAUCCUGAGAGAUUUAGGAACUGCCUCCUCCCAUGUGUUCCACAUCUGCCUGAUGCAGAGACCAGCUCAUUCCAUGAAAGUGUACUACGUAUGCUGUUGGGAAUUGAGAUGCUGCAGACUUUUAUUAUUAACAUUCUGCUUGAGAAGCUCCCUGAAUUUAUGUUGGAUGGUACUGCAGAUGGCGGACUCAGUAUUCCACACAUAAUUAUUAACCAGCUCAAAUGGCUUGACCGCAUUGUGGACAGCAAGGAGUUGUCAGCAAAACUCAUGGAGCUGGUGUCAGUAGCACCAGUGGAGGUUCAGCGUGACAUCAUCACCAGUUUACCAGAGAUACUGGAAGACUCCCAGCACAACGACAUAGCCGGCGAGCUGAACACUUUACUCCAGGAGAACACUCAGCUGACUGUCCCCAUACUGGAUGCCCUCUCUAGUCUGAAUAUCAGUUCCUCAUUACUAACUGAGGUUCGUGGAGGGGUUAUGUCCAGGUUGGCUGCAUGUAACCUGGAGGACUUACCUGUGGUCGUCAAGUUCAUCCUUCACUCUGUCUCAGCCCCUGAUGCAUAUGAGGUGGUGUGUAAUCUGCGUAAAAAGCUGGAACUGGAGCAGUGUGUUCUUCCCCCGGUGUUACAGGCUUCUCAGAGCCGCAGGAAAACCAAAGGCGCAGCACUGGCCACUUCUACACCAGCAGCUGGCAGCAGCCAGGACAGCAUCAACUUGACACUGGAUGGCAUCAAGUCAGCAGUGCGAUUCCAAAAGAUAAUUUCAGAGGCUUGGCUGAAGGCAAUAGAGUCUGUGGAUGACGUAGAGGACCAUAAGGUGAUAGAUUUACUAGUCCUGUUAAUCCUACAUGCUACAAAUGCCAACCAAAGUCGACGAGGAGCAGAGAGGGUGCUGAAGGUUAAAGUGAGGACUGGACUGAUCCAGGACACUCUGCUCCAGAGGACCUUCAGAGACUAUUCCCAGGUCAUGCGUGGGUAUUUUCCCUCCAUCUUGGCUCUGGCUCAGACUUUGCUGCGCUCCCCAGCCUGCGUGUUUCCGUUUGGAGGACACAUGUACCGACACUCAUUUGUUGUAUUUGAUUCUUACUGCCAACAGGAGGUGGUGGGCUCUUUAGUGACCCAUGUGUGCAGUGGGGUGGGCGGGGAGGUGGACAUGGCGCUGGAGCUGCUGUGUGGCCUAGUUACAGAAAAGCCUUCAGAAAUGGCUCUGUAUGCUAUUUUUGUCAAGGGAAUCCUCGACUAUAUGGACAACCUUACGCCCCAGCAGAUCCGCAGACUCUUCCAUCUGCUCAGCAUGCUGGCAUUUGGGCAGCAGCAGCAAGGCGCUCACAUCCAGGAUGACAUGCACAUUGUGAUCCGCAAACAGCUGUCCAGCACCGUGGCCAAGUACAAACGAAUCGGCAUCAUUGGUGCUGUUAUGAUUGUAGGCAGCAUGGGAGCCUUAAGGGCUGGGAAAGAGUCACAGAAUGGAUCAUUGCCACCGGAGACCUUAAGACAGGUGACAGCCCUGAUGGAGCUGGUGAAGUCGAGCAGUGAAAGCUCACCUGAGUCUGCAGCUCUGUACUAUGACGAACUGGCCAAUCUGAUCCUGAACUCCACCCUGGACUCACAGGUUCAGGAAUAUAUUGGAAAAAGUGUCCUAGAUGACUUUCAGGAUGACUUUGUGGUCGAUCUGGGUCCAGAAAUAACUGGCUCCUUUCCUUUUCCGGCCCGUGUGAUGUACAACCUGGAUGAGGAGGAGAGUCAGGGUGGCAUUGCCAUCAACCUGCUGCCUCUGUUGACCAAAGAACUCCAAAACAAAGGAGAGCAACACGGUCAAAGUAAGACUCACAGGCGUGUGUCUCCUCUCUGCCUGUCACCAUUUUUUCGCCUGUUGAGAUUAUGUGAGGAGAAACAACACCAGGGAGAUCUAGAGGAGAUUGAUGCCCUGCUGGGUUGCCCUCUGAUCCUGACAGACAUGGACGUAAUAGAGAAGAUUGAGAGCCUCUCUAAAUUCGAGAGGGAGUUCCUCUGUACUUUGCUCUUUCACACCAUCAACUGGUUCAGAGAGGUCAUAAAUGGAUUCUGUAGACAAAAAGAAGCCGAGAUGAAGAUGAAGGUCAUGACUCGUCUACAGAACAUAACCUACCUCCAGACAGUGUUGGAGAGGGCUUUGACAGCAUCUCCUGGAUAUGUUCCACCUGUUGCUAACUUUGAUGGAGAAAGCACAGAAGGAGUUGUACUUAACUUAAAUGCUGCGAAUAAGUCAAAGAAAGAUGUCACAGGGAAGAAGAGGAAAGCACCUUGUAAGAGCACGUCAGAGGGCGGCUCGCAGGUGGACGAGACGAAUGGAGCCGAUGAAACGCAGCAGGAGCAGUCAGAGAAGGAGAAAGAGAAGGAGUCGAGGCAAGGGGUCAAUCUGGGGUCGUACAGACAGUUCUUCAGAGAGCUCGACAUGGAGGUGCUUAGUGUGCUGCAGUGUGGACUGCAAUCUCGCUCACUGCUGGACUCUGAGCUCCAGGUGCAAGCGGAGGUUCUGCUGGGUCCUGCUGAACUGGUUUUCCUGCUGGAGGAUAUGCUUCGCAAACUGGAAUUUAGUCUCACAGCUUCCCCUGCCAAGAGAGCUCCGUUCCUCAGGCAGGGAAGGAUGUCAAAGGGCGUUGGGUUCUCUCAUCUGCAACAAAGGAGCUCUAAGGAUGUUGUUUCCUGCUGUGUACAGCUGCUGCCGGCCCUCUGCUCACACCUAGAAAACUGCCACAACCAUUUCCAGAUGCUGCUGUCUGAAAACAACGGCGUUGUGGAUGGACCUGCCACCGAUGUGCAGGAGCAUCAGCUGAUGUCAUUGAGCUAUCAGCUGCUUCUGCAGGUUCUAAACACCACCUUCAGCUGGUCUGGAUUCAGUCAGCCAGGUCAGCGAAGUUUACUGAAGAAAGCUCUGGGAGUUUUGGCUGGACGACUCAAAGAAGGAGGAGCUGAGAUGGCCCUGGAGCAACUUAUUAAACACAGCUUUGAGUACCUCGUAAACUUCCGCAGCACAGUGCCGAGUCUCAGCACAGCUCUGUGUCUCUCCCAACUUUUGUCCACUGUGUCAGGAAAAGGAGGGAACCCUGCUACCUACAGGGAGCAGACCGCGUCCCUAGCAAAACGUUUCCUGGGCCAAAGCUGGGUGACCGCCAGUGGAGAGAGGGAGCGAGGAAACAAAUUCAACGAAGCCCUUCAUGCUCUCCUAAGCAUUUACCUGGAGCAUGUUGAUGAUGUGCUUAAGGCAGUGGAAGAAAUAGCUGGAGAGGGAAUUUCUGAGCUGCUCAAUACUUCAAAAGAUGAAAGCUCUUCGUCAUGGCCCACUCUCAGCAGGCACACUAUCCUGGUGUUUUAUAAAGUUAUGAUGGCUGAACUGGAAAAAACUGUCAAAAAGAUUCCUGCUGGCAAAAUGAGUGACAGCCCUGAGGCUCAGAGUGAGAAGCUGCUGACGUGGAACCUGGCUGUCAGAGAUUUUCACAUUCUGGUCAACCUAGUGAAGGUGUUUGAUUCUAGACACGUGCUUAAUGUGUGUCUAAAGUAUGGUCGCCUUUUCUUGGAGUCUUUCCUGAAGUUGGGGAUGCCACUAUUGGACUACAGCUUUAAAAGACACAAGGAGGAUGUGCAGAAUCUACUGAAGACCUUCCAACUUAGCACCAGGCAGCUACAUCACAUGUGUGGUUAUUCAAAGCUUCAUCAGGAUACAAGUCUGACCAACCACGUACCAGCUCUAAAGAAGAGCCUCGAGCUAUUUGUAUACAGAGUGAAGGCCAUGUUGAUGCUCAACAACUGUCAGGAAGCAUUUUGGAUGGGGAACCUGAAGAACCGCAACCUAAAGGGUGAAGAGAUUCUGUCUCAGAGGUCAGAAGGAAGUGACGACGAUGAUGAUGAGGAGGAGCAACAUUCACCACAGCUUCAGGAACAAUCAGAAGAUGAGGACCAGGAGAGUGGCUCUGAAAGUAAAGACGUUACAGGAAGACAGGCAGAUGUGCAUCAAGACGACAGCUCAGAGGACUCAGAGUAACACUUCUUAAAAAGUACAAUAAAAUAAUUUCCGUUCUUUUGAUUUUUAAUUAUAAUGUUCAGAUACCAUUCAUGAAUAAGCUUUUACGGUUUUGAAUGUCUGUCUUUUUGUCUUUUGCCUUGAACACUUUCCUAUUCUGACGUGUGUUAGUUAUAAAGUUCAAGCAUAUUCAAAUAUUUAUGUUUGACGUUCAUUUUGUGUUGAUGAUAAAACAUGCCUAAUAAUUAGGUGUGUCAUGGUUUGACAACUCUGUUUUAAAACACAUAUUGUUUGGUGACCUCAAUAAAAUGUGUAUUGUCGA